AUGGCUGCGGCGGCACGCCCUGUUGUGAGCGGCGGCGCUGGACGCAGCACCCCGUUGUCGGAGCCCGAGCUGCAGCACCUGCGGUUCCUGAGGCGCCUUCUGGCGCUGCCGCGCAGCACCCCCGCCGCCACUAUCCUGGCAGAGGCAGGCCAGCCGCCGCUCCAUGCCCGCUGGCUGCGGCAGGCAGCCCGCCUGUGGAACAGCUUGGUGACCGCCCCUGAGGGCAGCAUGCCGCGGCUGUUCGUGCAGGCAGCGGCAGCGGUGGCAGUAGAUUGCGCAGACGUGCCGCCACAGCGUCAGCCUUGGGCCGCCCAGCUGGCGCACAGCCUCCGGGCUGUGGGCCUGACGUUUGAGCCGCUCCACAUGGACAAGAUCAGCCCGGACAGCGCGCAGCAGGCAACCUUGCGGCUCCACCUGGCGCGUGUGACGCAAGAGACGCCCGCCCACACCCGGCUGCGCCACUACUUCUGCGAUGUGCGCCCGGAGUGUUGUAGCCUGGAUGGCUAUGGCCGCCCACCGUAUGUCACGGAGGUGCGUGAGCGGCGCUGCCGCCGCGGCCUGACCGAGCUGCGCACAGGCAUGCACUGGGGGGCGGAGGAGCAGGGGCGACGCACUGGCACGCCCCGCGAGCAGCGCGUGUGCCCGCACUGCCCCGCCCUGGAUGGCCCUGGCGGCAUUGAGGACACCCGACACAUCCUGUUUGUGUGCCCCCUGUAUGCCGCCGAGCGCGAGCGCUGGCCGGAGCUGUUCCACGAGUUCCUGGGCCUGCCGCCGGCGUCCGUCCCCCUCAGCGCAUUCUUCCAGCAGAGCAACACCGAGCUGGCAGCCCUGGCGGCUGCAUGCCGCAAGAAGGCGCGGGACGCCGUGAGCCCACAGUAA
This is a messenger RNA of Chlorella variabilis, 879 nucleotides long. RefSeq names its product expressed protein. The transcript has a single exon. Bases 1 to 879 code for a protein of 292 amino acids. Lineage: Eukaryota; Viridiplantae; Chlorophyta; Trebouxiophyceae; Chlorellales; Chlorellaceae. The record is from RefSeq and is a predicted model, not a curated record.